This is a messenger RNA of Vombatus ursinus (common wombat), 468 nucleotides long. RefSeq names its product V-type proton ATPase 16 kDa proteolipid subunit-like. The record is from RefSeq and is a predicted model, not a curated record. The coding region runs from base 10 to 468 and encodes 152 amino acids. Gene Ontology annotation, biological process: proton transmembrane transport. The transcript has a single exon. NCBI's taxonomy places the organism in Eukaryota, Metazoa, Chordata, Mammalia, Diprotodontia, Vombatidae. Gene Ontology annotation, cellular component: proton-transporting V-type ATPase, V0 domain. Gene Ontology annotation, molecular function: proton-transporting ATPase activity, rotational mechanism.
CGCGCAGCCAUGUCCGACGGCCCCGAGUACGCGUCCUUCUUCGCCGUCAUGGGCGCCUCGGCCGCCAUGGUGUUCAGCGCCCUGGGGGCGGCCUACGGCACGGCCAAGAGCGGCAUCGGCAUCGCGGCCAUGUCCGUCGUGCGGCCCAGGCUGAUCAUGAAGUCCGUCAUCCCCGUGGUCAUGGCGGGCAUCGUCGCCAUCUACGGGCUGGUGGUGGCCGUGUUCCUCGUCAGCUCCCAGACGGCCGGCAUCAGCCUGUUCAGGAGCUUCCUGCAGCUGGGGGCCGGCCUGAGCGUGGGCCUGAGCGGGCUGGCCGCGGGCUUCGCCAUCGGCGUCGUGGGGGACGCGGGGGUGCGGGGCACGGCGCAGCAGCCGCGGCUCUUCUUGGGCAUGAUCCUCAUCCUCAUCUUCUGCGAGGUGCUCGGCCUCUACGGCCUCAUCGUGGCCCUCAUCCUCUGCACCCGGUAG